This is a messenger RNA of Hibiscus syriacus, 1163 nucleotides long. Its product is annotated as V-type proton ATPase subunit D-like. Lineage: Eukaryota; Viridiplantae; Streptophyta; Magnoliopsida; Malvales; Malvaceae. The record is from RefSeq and is a predicted model, not a curated record. Gene Ontology annotation, molecular function: proton-transporting ATPase activity, rotational mechanism. The coding region runs from base 120 to 893 and encodes 257 amino acids. Gene Ontology annotation, cellular component: vacuolar membrane; proton-transporting V-type ATPase complex. The transcript is spliced from 2 exons.
AAAAUCGACAUAAAAAAAAAAAGUUAAUUCGCACAGCGAAAUUCAUUUUUCGAUCUUUUAACGCCGGUGGCGGAACUCCACUCUGUUUAGCGGUUUCGACGUAUUCAGAUACCUGAAAAAUGUCUGGUCAAUCCCAGCGCUUAAAUGUGGUUCCAACUGUUACAAUGCUUGGAAUCAUGAAAGCUCGGCUUGUGGGUGCUACAAGAGGCCAUGCACUCCUUAAGAAGAAGAGUGAUGCCCUAACUGUAAAAUUUCGUCUGAUUCUUAAGCAAAUAGUCUCUACAAAAGAAUCAAUGGGAGAGAUUAUGAAAACCUCUUCAUUUUCCUUAACUGAGGCUAAGUACGUUGCUGGUGAGAACAUCAAACACGUUGUCCUUGAGAAUGUUCAAACUGCUAAUCUUAAAGUUCGUUCCCGACAAGAGAACGUUGCAGGAGUGAAGCUUCCCAAGUUUGAGUAUUUCACAGAAGGUGAGACCAAGAAUGAUCUGACUGGUUUGGCCAGAGGUGGGCAACAGGUCCAACAGUGUCGUGCUGCUUAUGUGAAAGCAAUUGAGGUUCUAGUUGAGCUUGCUUCUCUCCAGACAUCAUUCUUAACCCUUGAUGAGGCAAUCAAGACUACAAAUCGUAGGGUUAAUGCUUUGGAGAAUGUUGUGAAACCAAAGCUCGAGAAUACCAUAAGCUACAUCAAGGGAGAGUUGGAUGAGCUUGAAAGGGAGGAUUUCUUUAGGCUAAAGAAGAUACAAGGUUUUAAGAAGAGGGAGAUAGAGAGAAAGCUUGCAGAGGCCAAGCUGUUGGCUGAGGAUCAGUUUUCGCUGAAAAAAGGGGUCUCAAUGAAUUCAGCUCGCAAUUUGCUAUCUGCAGGCAGGGAGAAGGAUGAAGAUAUUAUUUUCUAAUCAAUGGGUUAGUCCAUGUGUUCUUUCCUAGGAUGUAUGGGUUUCUAUCUGGUGCCUAUUUGAUGGUUGGAUAUUCCUUUAACUAUUUAGUGUUUUUUUUGAAUAAAUGUUACGAGUAUGUCAUGAUUUAUCGUGUGGUAUUGUUAAUGAGCUGGUGGUAUUUAUGACUAUAGACUUGAAACUAUAGACUUGAAACAUUUCAAGGCUUUGAAGUAUAUUGCCUGAAUGAUCUUUUUGUUUUGUUUUGUGGAAGCUCAUGCAUAUUUGAUA